This is a messenger RNA of Pyrus x bretschneideri (Chinese white pear), 1887 nucleotides long. RefSeq names its product diacylglycerol O-acyltransferase 1A-like. The transcript has 16 exons. The record is from RefSeq and is a predicted model, not a curated record. Bases 82 to 1662 code for a protein of 526 amino acids. Lineage: Eukaryota; Viridiplantae; Streptophyta; Magnoliopsida; Rosales; Rosaceae. Gene Ontology annotation, cellular component: endoplasmic reticulum membrane; chloroplast envelope. Gene Ontology annotation, molecular function: diacylglycerol O-acyltransferase activity. Gene Ontology annotation, biological process: triglyceride biosynthetic process.
UCUCUCUGUUCUCCCUCUUUCUUCAUCUCUCUGGGAAAACAUAUAUUACAUAUAAUUUACAUAUAUAUUGGCGGUUGUGUCAUGGCGAUGGCGGAUUCGCCUGAGGCAGUAGUCAUCGCAGGCGCCACCACAAGCCCCCGCGCGGACUCAGAUCUCAACCACACGCUACGCCGCAGACCCUCGGCCUCCACCGUGGCGGAAUCCGAUUCUUUGAACGAUUUGGUUAGGGACUCCGGCGGUGAUGACUCGGUUGGCGCCAAAAUCGGCGGCGGGGGCGAUAACUGCCGUAUUGGAGGCUCUGACGGCUCGGCUGAGUCCGUCAAUGCUGUUCAAGACAAGAAGGGACUCGGCGAGAAUGAUCGGGGCGGUGAUCCCUCGGCUGUGAAAUUCGCGUAUCGGCCGUCCGUUCCGGCUCAUCGGAGAGUUAAGGAGAGCCCUCUCAGCUCUGAUGCCAUCUUCAGACAGAGCCAUGCAGGUCUCAUCAAUCUGUGUAUAGUAGUACUUGUUGCUGUAAACAGCCGGCUAAUCAUCGAGAAUUUAAUGAAGUAUGGUUGGUUAAUUAAAACUGGUUUCUGGUUUAGUUCAAGAUCAUUGCGAGAUUGGCCACUUUUUAUGUGCGGCCUUACUCUUCCUAUCUUUCCACUUGCGGCCUUUGUAGUUGAGAAGUUAGUGCAACAAAAGUGUAUAUCUGAAGCUGCUGUUGUUUCUCUUCAUAUAGUCAUUACAACAACUUCAAUUUUGUAUCCGGUUGUGGUGAUUCUCAGGUGUGAUUCUGCAGUUUUAUUUGGUGUUGCAUUGAUGCUCUUUGCUUGCAUCGUGUGGUUAAAACUCGUAUCUUAUGUGCACACAAACUAUGAUAUGAGAGCACUUCACAAAGCAGUUGAGAAGGGGGAUGCCACACCUAGUUCUCUGAAUACAGAGUACCCUCAUAGUAACAAUUUAAAAAAUUUGGCAUACUUUAUGGUCGCUCCAACAUUAUGUUACCAGACUAGUUACCCUCGCACAGCAUGUGUUCGAAAAGGUUGGGUGUUUCGUCAACUUGUGAAGUUGAUCAUUUUUACUGGAGUGAUGGGAUUUAUAGUAGAACAAUACAUUAACCCGAUUGUCAAGAAUUCAAAACAUCCUUUGAAGGGGGACUGGUUAUAUGCCAUAGAGAGGGUUUUGAAGCUUUCAGUUCCCAAUUUAUAUGUGUGGCUAUGCAUGUUCUAUUGCUUUUUCCACCUCUGGUUAAAUAUACUUGCUGAGCUGCUUUGUUUUGGUGAUCGGGAGUUCUAUAAAGAUUGGUGGAACGCAAAAACUGUUGAGGAGUAUUGGAGAAUGUGGAAUAUGCCUGUUCAUAAAUGGAUGGUUCGCCAUAUCUAUUUUCCAUGCCUACGCCACGGAGUACCCAAGGGAGUUGCCAUCGUAAUCGCCUUCCUAGUAUCUGCCGUAUUUCAUGAGCUAUGCAUAGCUGUUCCCUGCCACAUUUUCAAGUUGUGGGCUUUUAUCGGAAUUAUGUUCCAGGUACCACUUGUCUUGAUCACAAAUUACCUGCAAAAUAAAUUCAGAAACUCGAUGGUGGGAAAUAUGAUCUUCUGGUUCAUCUUUUGCAUUCUUGGUCAACCGAUGUGCCUGCUUCUGUAUUACCACGACUUGAUGAAUCGGAAAGGGAAACUCGACUGAAGUUUUGAGUCUCUGUCUAAGUAGGGAUCGAAUCGCUCUGGAAGCGGUGUUGCCUUCCGAUAAGCCGGCUUUCCUCCUUCGUCCAAGGCAACUCUAACUUAAGCUGCUUCCUCUGGUUUCAACGUUUUCAUGUUCCAUACGUUUUUCAUCUUUUUUUUAUAUAUAUUUUUUAAUUCAAUUGAUUUUAUAUACAAUUUUGAAUAUCUUUCUCUAACAGUGAGUAGA